CACACAUUCACACACACUCUCUCUCUCUCACUCACACAUACACACACACGGCUCAUGUCUUGUUAUGAGAUUCCACUUCUCUCUCUCAUUCUCUGAAUGACUGAUGGUCUGUUCUUGACUGUUAUUUUCAGUUCCAAAAGAAAUAAGAGCAGGCUCGAAGAAGACUGAAAGUUAAUCAAAGCAGCAGGAGCGUUGCUCCUUGCGGAGGAGUGUAACACCUGUAACCACACACACAAACACACAAACCCAACCCCUCGUGAUGUGAUGCUGCCCUUGUCCAGACCUCGGUGCGUGUCGGCGCUCCUUUCUCCACGGUAAGCUGACAGCUGAAGAAGCUGGAGGACGCUGGACGUUAUGGAGGUCCCUGUUUCUCAGGCUCACGCGCCACUCGCACCAAUGCCUACGCUCGCUCCACAAACUCAGCACAGGAAACGACCCGAGGACUUUAAGUUCGGCAGAAUCCUUGGUGAAGGUUCCUUCUCAACCGUGGUUCUCGCAAAAGAGAUUUCAACAGAAAAGGAAUUUGCAAUCAAGAUUCUGGAGAAGCUGCACAUCAAGAAGGAGAAUAAAACACACUAUGUAAAAAGAGAGAGAGACAUCAUGUCCAGCAUCAAUCAUCCCUUUUUUGUAAAGCUCUACUUCACAUUUCAGGAUGCUGAAAAAUUAUAUUUCGGACUUAGUUACGCAAAGAACGGCGAACUGCUCCGCUACAUCCGCAAGAUCGGCUCCUUCGACGAGACGUGUACGCGCUUUUACACCGCAGAGCUGGUGUGUGCUCUCCAGUACCUCCACUCGAUGGGGAUUAUUCACAGGGACCUGAAACCUGAGAAUGUUUUACUGAACGAGGACAUGCACAUUCAGAUCACAGACUUUGGAACGGCGAAGCAGUUUUCUUCAGACAGCUCUCAGACUAGAGCAAACUCUUUUGUGGGGACCGCGCAGUACGUUUCACCAGAGCUGCUGACUGAAAAAUCAGCAUGUAAAAGUUCGGACCUUUGGGCUCUCGGCUGUAUAGUUUACCAGCUGGUGGCUGGAUUGCCGCCCUUCAGAGCAGCGAACGAAUACUUGAUAUUCCAGAAGAUCAUAAAACUGGAGUAUGACUUUCCAGAGAAAUUCUUUUCCAAAGCUAAGGAUCUGGUGGAGAAGCUAUUAUGUUCAGAUCCUGCUAAGCGUCUUGGCUGUGAGGAGAUGGGAGGCUACAAUCCCCUGAGAGGCCAUGCCUUCUUCGAGAGCAUUUCAUGGGAGGACCUUCAUCUGCAGACUCCACCGAAACUCACCCCGUACCUGCCAGCCAUGGCUGAGGAUGAGGAGGAGUACUAUGGCAACUAUGACGACCUCCUGAGUCAGUUUAGCAGCAUGGAGGUGGUUCACUCCAGUUCCUCGCAGGCUCUCUCGGUGCCAACCAUGCUGCUGCCCCAGAGAUCCACCAGCAACAUCGAGCAGUACAUCCAUGACCUGGACAACAACUCCUUCGAACUGGACCUACAGUUCUCCAGCGAGGAGAAGCAGCUGCUGUUGCAGAAGCAGACCAGCAGGAACCCCUGGCACCAGUUUGUUGGAAACAAUUUGAUACUAAAAAUGGGACCAGUUGACAAAAGAAAGGGCUUGUUUGCACGUCGAAGGCAGCUUCUGCUGACGGAGGGGCCGCAUCUCUACUACGUAGAUCCUGUGAAUAAAGUCCUUAAAGGGGAGAUCCCCUGGUCUCCUGAGCUGCGACCAGAAGCCAAAAACUUCAAGACUUUCUUUGUUCACACGCCACACAGGACGUAUUAUUUAAUGGACCCCAACGGCAACGCGGACAAGUGGUGUAAGAAGAUCCAGGAAGUCUGGGGAAAGAUUUACCACAAUCAUCAGACUACUGACAUGUAGAGCAAGAGAGAUAGAGAGAGAGAGUGUGUGUGUUUCCUCAAGUCAAGACACAUCCUCAUAAUCUGAGCCUUUUAUUUUGUUAAGCACCUUGUGGCAAGAAGAGCAUUUAAAGAGUAAGUUUAAAAAAAAAAAAAAAAGAGCAGGCUUGUGCGAUAGAGGUACGAUUUUUUCCCCAAUCAAGAUUUUUGGCUUUUGAAUACUGCGAUAAACAAUUUAAUCAUCCAGAACUUUAAGCCUUAUAAAUGGAUGAAAAUGAUCACUUCCACCAGUUCAGGUUUAAGAAGGAGGAGGAGGGAGUAAUAAUAUUAUCAGUGCUGAUUGCUAAUAAGCGAUUUUGCAGAAAUUCACAGUCGUUGCUGCUCACACUGUUUUCAUCACUUUCUAAUUUAUUAAUGUAGCGUUUAAAGUGUCCGAUUUGACACUUCACUGCCCUAUCUUCAUUCUUUGUUCUCUCUCUCUUUAAUUUCUUUCCUUAAUGCAUGCACUCUAACAGUAGCUGAAUCGCUUUUCAGACAGGAUUCAAUUUCCCAGAGUCUUGGAGGAUUUUCUACACUCCAGGAGCUCGUCUGGGAUUUUUUUUAUUUCUAUCCCGAUCUGGGAGAGUUUAUGGAAACUCAUCACUCGUCUGAUCAGUUCAGUUUGACAUGUCCACAAUUUUCGAAGCAAAUGCACAAGCUGUUAAUUUUUUUAAAUGUUAGUGCAGAUUGCCGUGUUCGGUCUUGUCGCAUAGUAUCCGUGCCCCUCCCCCAGAGCUAAUACACUUCACAAUUCGCAAAAGGAAAAACGGAUGUGUGAACGGAUCGUGAUGAUGUGACUGUAUGACGCAACCACCGCUGUUCAGAUGUAAAGAAUUCUUACAGACAUCUGUCUGAUAAACUAAUCUGGUCCAAAUGUCAAACCAUCCAAAUUUCACAUAAAUGAACUCGAAAGGUUUUCCAUUUUUCUGUCUGUCUAUCUGAAACUACUGGCACCCUGUCUGUCCAUCUUUAUUGUUUUUUAGUUAACGUGUGGUGAUAUUUUGCGGAGAACCCUGAAUGCUCGACAGCUGACUGGUCUAAUAAUAUAAUGUGAUCUAAUCCCUGAGACAUGUCACUGGGAUGGUGGAAGCAUAAUAUCAUGUAGGGAAGAAUGCGUGGUAAUAUCGCACAAGCCUGAGGAAGUCCACAAAUGUUCUGCUUGGUCUCUGUGCUCGUCAGCACACAGCUUGCUCUGUAGUGUUCUGCAGAUUUCUAAUCUUACUUUCAUUUAUAAGGAUAAGAGCCAGCGCACUGCUACUGAUAAGCCUGUAUAGAGCUCAAAGCUCCACAUGCAUCGAGCUGCGUUCCCUUUAAGGGCUGCAGUUAAGUUGAAAACGACUGUCUGUCAUCAGCGACGAGGCUCCUGAGGCCGCAGGUACUCGGAAGUCAGUGGAGGAAGAGAAAAGCCAGAGGAUUGCAUUUUGCACUGAACUGUACAUAAAAGCAGGACGAGCAUAUCAAUCGGUUCUACAACUGCUGUAGACGUUUUUGUUGCACCUUCCUCGUUUGAGGACUUUUUUCCAGCAUGAAAAUUAGUGCCUGUUAUGUUGGACAUCUUAAUCCAGACAUUUUAUUUAUUAACGUGUGAGUGUGCAGGGAGUCAGGAAACUCUGCCCCUUGUGCUUGUCUUCUGUACAUUACUGUGUAUAAGUUUGCAUUAUUUAACACGGGGCACGCUAUCAGGGAAGUCUGAUGAGUUACAGGAGUCACAGUUUGAAGUCUGGAGCUGCAGACGAUAUUUGUGGGUUUUGUUGCUCCUUUAAGUCCUGUAUUUAAGGCUUUGCUGCUGUGUCAUCACUUAAAAGACUAAAAAACUGUUCACUGUUCAUGCUGAAUGGGAUCGUUUUGGCAUUAUAGUGAUGUUUAAUUUGUACUUUUGUGGUUGUUGGUUGGUUAAUUUAUUAAUUUUUUUUGUAGGUUUACAGAUUUGUUUUUGAAAAAUACGUUUAAUAUUUGGCUAAAGGUACACUUAAGGGCUUUUCAGAUGUGAAAUCUUUCCCUGUAUGAUGAUAAACUGGGGCUAAACUCAGUCCUGGGUUGAUGUAGUUGGAGGUUUCACACUGCUCCUACUUUGGUUAACACUGAAUCCUGGCUCUUUAUAAUCUGACCUUGUGUCACACCGUACAUUCCUAAACCCUGCUGCAACCUCCUUCUCAUUUGCAUAUUCGUAGCCUCAACAACCCUGAUUGGAUAAAUCCAGCGCGCGGCCGCUUUAAAUAACGCCACGUCUCACGCUUUCACGUCAGUGAGGAAAAAAGUUCAGGUCUGUGGCUCUGCACCAGAGCAGGUUUUGUUAUCUUUCACAGCUUUCUCUUCUUUUUUGUUCUUUUAAAGUUUGUCGUCUAGUCGACCAGACGUUCAGAGACAUCUCUGUAACUUCCUCUACUUUCUCAGCAUGACGUAUUUCCCCCUCACUACGGCGUGCACUUCCGUGAUGUUCAGCGUUUUGUCUCCUGACUCUAUCUACAGAGCCGUUUUUGUUCAGUGUCUCUACGUCCUGGUUUUCACCUGAUAUGUGGCACAGAGACGCUGUUCAGUUUCUCAUUGGAUUUCUGUUGUUAAGUGUCGAGUCGUAACAUUGGAACAGCGCGUCGUUUUACACUGAACACGUUUAGCACCGCAAUGUGGACUUAACACUGCAAAAGCUUCAGAGCAGGGUUUCAUAACCCCGGGGAAACAGCAGUGCAAACCCCGCUGCUAUAUUACACGUGGGAAACCUUCCUCAAGCCAGAGUUAAGGGCAGGGUUUAGAGCCACAAUAACACAGGGUUAAGGGCAGGGUUUAGACCCACAAUAACCUGGGGUUAAGGGCAGGGUUUAGAGCCACAAUAACACAGGGUUAAGGGUUGGGUUUAGACCCACAAUAACCUGGGGUUAAGGGCAGGGUUUAGACCCACAAUAACCUGGGGUUAAGGGCAGGGUUUAGACCCACAAUAACACAGGGUUAAGGGCAGGGUUUAGAGCCACACUAACCCGCGGUUAAGGGCGGGGUUUAGAACCACAAUUACCUGGGGUUUAGGGCCGGGUUUAGAACCACAAUUACCUGGGGUUAAGGGCAGGGUUUAGAGCCACAAUAACACAGGGUUAAGGGUUGGUUUUAGAACCACAAUUACCUGGGGUUAAGAGCUGGGUUUAGAACCACAAUUACCUGGGGUUAAGGGCAAGGUUUAGACCCACAAUAACCUGGGGUUAAGGGCAGGGUUUAGACCCACAAUAACCUGGGGUUAAGGGCAGGGUUUAGAGCCACAAUAACACAGGGUUAAGGGUUGGGUUUAGACCCACAAUAACCUGGGGUUAAGAGCAGUGUGGAAAACUUUUUUUUGGCUACAUUCAUUAUUUUUUUUAAUUUAGCUGUGUUUUUCUGUUUGUUUCAGUUUUUUAGCUCUAGUGAAAUUCUCUAUAGCUGUAAAUAAGAUAUAUAAACUCAAUCCCAAACACACAAUGAAAUGCUGUAUCCGUGGAAAUUACCACGUGGAUGUGGAUUUCUCCUGAUGGACUUUUUUCUUUGUACGUUCGAGACUCUACCUGCUCUGUUGCCGAAAUCAACUGUGAUGUACAGAUCUUCAGAAAGUAACGUAACGUUACAGAGAUACAGCUUUUAUAUUUUUAUUCUUCUAUCAGAUGAUUUGCUGACGGUGGUUCAGCUGGCUGUUUGUGUUUUAUUUAAAGUCUAAUAUAUGAACCGUGUUAUGAGCGAUGAAAUUCGGGGGCCAUCAGCUACAUCCAGUCAUGUAAAGCCUUUUGAAUGGGAGAAAAAUAAUCAAUUGUAAGCUAUUAUCUUUCGCUGCCUUCUCAUUUCAUCGUACAAUUUCUGUUUGGUUAUUGAAUGAAUUAUUCAAAUGUAAAUGUUUAUUUUUUUGGGUUUUGCGUGUUAUUUAAAGAUUGAUGGAGAAAUAUCUCACAUGGAUAUGUGGUGAAUCCUGUAAUAAAAGCAUGUAUGUUUAUUA
This is a messenger RNA of Tachysurus vachellii, 5832 nucleotides long. It is a transcript of the gene pdpk1a, whose product is annotated as 3-phosphoinositide dependent protein kinase 1a. Gene Ontology annotation, biological process: intracellular signal transduction; peptidyl-serine phosphorylation. Lineage: Eukaryota; Metazoa; Chordata; Actinopteri; Siluriformes; Bagridae. The record is from RefSeq and is a predicted model, not a curated record. Bases 355 to 1869 code for a protein of 504 amino acids. Gene Ontology annotation, molecular function: protein serine/threonine kinase activity; ATP binding. The transcript is spliced from 14 exons.